This is a messenger RNA of Rhopilema esculentum, 2900 nucleotides long. RefSeq lists its product as uncharacterized. Gene Ontology annotation, molecular function: nucleic acid binding. The record is from RefSeq and is a predicted model, not a curated record. Lineage: Eukaryota; Metazoa; Cnidaria; Scyphozoa; Rhizostomeae; Rhizostomatidae.
AGAAAAAUGGGGAGGGGCUUAAACCUAAUAAAGAGAGGCUUCACUAGAGGUCAAUUCGUCAAUUUAUUUUUGGCAAAAAGUGUGCCAUGUUUUAAAUUACAUUAUCACUUCAUUUGAAUAAAGCAAAGGAUGGUCAACAAAAUUAGGGACAGAGAGAAAUUCUGCCCAUGAACGCUUAUGAACUUAGCUACACGCUUUUUUUUUAUAAGGAACCGUUUAUAAGGAACCUACAUGUAGAAGGUCAAAAAACUUAAGGAACUUUUACUACUAAAGGCCAAAUCCCUAAGGAACUUUUUAAUUUUGAAUAUAUUUAUAUUUCCGCACAAUUUACAAUUAGGAAGCCGGUUCCAUUGAUUUUCAGUAAAACCGGCCAUGCUCAUGGGGCCAAGAAUCAACAUGAGAAAUUUCCGUUUUAACUCACCUCACAUGCAGCUGUGCUUUGUUGUGAAUUCACACUUUAGGUGUUUUAGUUUUAGUCAAAUAGGUUAGUCACAACAAAAUAGAAUUCUUAUUCUGUGUGUGUGGCUGAGUAUUACAGUAGUUGCAAUAUGGGAGAUAAGAAAAAGCAGUCAACGUUGUUCAAGUUCGGUUUUUCUAAAAAGAUACCUCAUCGAAAUGAGUUACAAGAAGUCCCUGGUCGUUCGUUUGUUGAGGAUGAUGAUGUAAGUUUGUAUCGUUGUGACACAUGCAACAAGCAUUUCAAAAGUAAGUCUGGCCUUACGAUGCACGUGUCUUGGUGCACUUCGAAAAAAGACAGUGAGAGAGAAAAAGAACAACCAACUAAAAAAAUCGAUGAAAUUCCAUUGAUCUUGGAAAGUAGCGCCGAGGCUGUUGAGCCACAAAAAGAACCAACUGCUAUUGAUGUGGAUGAGAACAUCGAAGAAACUGUAGAGGAAUGUCAAGAGAUAGAGAAAAGUGCUAGAGCGUCAGAAGCAGGAGAAAGCAGUCAGCACCAUCGAGAGAAGAAGAACAGACUAUCUUAUGACACCGAAUUUAAGCUAAAAGUUAUCGAGGAAGCAAAGAAAAACCAAAAGAAUGACGUUGCAUUCAAAUACAACAUCUCUAAAUCGAUGGUAUCGACCUGGGUUAAAAAUGAGAAGAAAAUUACUGAUGCAGCCGCCGAUAGCCACAGGAAAAUGAUGAAAAAGAUCAGACCCAGCACAAGGCAUAAGCAAGUCUUCGUGAUGCUUCACGAAAAGUUCCUACAAGCAAGAUCAAAGGGGAUGCGAAUAUCUUUUGCAUGGCUGUACGCAAAUGCUAGGAAGAUUAACCCCGAAUUCGACCAAAGUGCCCAAUCAGAUAUUAAAGCUAUCCCGAAAUCUGCAGUCUUCAACUUUAUCAGGAAGUACAAAAUCAAGUUGAGGAGAAUUCAGCGUAAGAAAAGGGCUGAGAAAACGAGCUUCUUGCCAGGCAUGAUUGGUUGGCACACAACUUUGCGCGAAGGCUUGAUCAAGACAGGAAACGCAAAGCCUUCCUAUGACAGCAAAUGGGGGAGAUUCCGACCAUCUAAACGCUUCAACGUUGACCAAGUUCCUAUGCCGUUUGCGGUCGAUUGUAAAACAACAUACGAAAAACACUUUCCGCGCGGAGAACAAAGAAACCAUCGAACCUGGGUCAGCACACCGGGACCGGGACUUGAUAAGCGGCAGUGCACGUUACAAAUCUGCUUUGCAGCCGAAGGACCGCCAGUCAAAAUUGCAAUUAUUUUCCGUGGAACAGGGAAAAGAAUCAGCCAGGAUGAAAUACAGGCAUACCACAAAGACGUGGAUGUUUACUGGCAGACAAACGCCUGGGCAGACAUCAAUUUCAGCAUCGACUGGGUGAAGAGAACUCUGAAACCAGCUGUCCAAAAUUCUUCCGAAACAGGUGAAAAUGAAGAAUUCGUUCUUUUCUGCGACAACUUAAGUGCGCAAACUAAUGAUCUGUUUCUGAGUGAGGUCAGAAAAUUAAAUGGUGUUGUUUGGUUCGGUUUGGCCAGUGCGACAGACAUCUGGCAACCUGUAGAUUGUGGCUUUGGAAACAUGCUGAAGUCUUUGGUUCGAACCCUCCAAGAUGAGUGGCUGCAAAGUGACGAAAAUAUAGAUCUUUGGCUUGGGAACAGUGUUGAAAAACUGGAUGUCAAGAAGCGAAGAAUUCUAAUUACACACUGGGUUGGUGAGGCAUACAAUAGGCUUUCCAGUGAGAGCUAUGCCUCAUCACGGUACAGAUGCUUUGAAAAGACAGGCUGCUUAAUAACGGCUGAUGGGUCGGAGGACAAGAAAAUUCAGCCUGAAGGUCUGAUUGGGUACUCAAUACCACCACCAUUGCCUGUGACUGGCCCCGAAAAUCCACUGUCUGUACAAAUACCAGAGGCCUCAGCAGCCUGUGAGGAAGAUGUAAGUGAUGAAGAAGAUGAAGGGGAUGAAGAACUUGAGCCUGACGAGCUUGAGCAUGAAAGAGUAGACCAUGUAAAAGAUCGUGUCUACGAACAUGAGUUGAUUAAUAAAAAAAUACGCGCAUUCUACGACGAAUGGCACACUGGACAAGUGAAGUGGUUCAACACCAAGCUGGGAGAGUUUAGAGUUCUUUUCGAAGACGGUACUGAAGACUACAUUGUGUCAGACGACAUCAAUGGAGUGGAUAUGCAACUUCUUUAAUGACUAUUAUUAUUAAUUUUAUAUUAUAUGAAGCUUCUUUGUGUUUUAACUUGUUAUCUUUUCUUAAGUUUAUAGCAAAACGCUGAAUUUGAUUGUUUUUCUUGCGUCUGUACUAAUUAUUGUCCACUAAAUGCCAACUUAAAAUUAAGGAACUAUUAAGGAACUUUUAGAACUACAAAGUGGUCAAAACAGGUCUCAAAAUAAGGAAUUUAAAGAACUAGGCCCGAGCUAGGUUCCUUAUAAAAAAAAAAGCGUGUAUACGGA